AUGGGUGGGAAGAUUGUCAAGAUUCCAGUUCACCAGACAAGUGGGGAUGUCCUUACAGUUGAAGCCAAGAGCUCCAUGACCAUCCGCAAGUUCAAGGAGAAGCUGAUACGGUUACGGUGGGAUGAUGAACUGGCACCAAGCUUGACCUCAGCCAAAGUGUUCGUGGAUGAUCAAGAGGUGAAUGAUGGCAACACGGUGAUGCAUGCAGUUACCCAGGACACAAAGGUGCUAGUCGUGUUUACCUGCCGUGUAACGGAAUUGGCUAGGGAGCAUAUCGAUGCUGUUGGACGCCACUCCUUGAAAAGGGCUGUGAUUCCCAACUCUGUGACUUCUAUUGAGGAGUCUGCCUUCAAUGGGUGCAGUUCGUUGAUCAGCGUGACAAUUCCUGACUCUGUGACUUCCAUUGGUCAAUAUGCCUUCGCUUGGUGCAGUUCCCUAAUGAGCGUGACCAUUCCUGACUCUGUCACUUCUAUUGGGAAUUAUGCCUUCGAUGGAUGCAGCUCAUUGACCAGUGUGACCAUUCCAGACUCAGUGACUUCUAUUGGGAAGUCUGCCUUCUCUGCAUGCAGCUCGUUGACCAGCGUGACCAUUCCAGACUCAGUGACUUCUAUUGAGAAAAAUGCCUUCGGAAGAUGCACUUCGUUGGCUAGCGUGACAAUUCCAGAAUCUGUGACUUCUAUUGAUGGUUAUGCCUUCCAUGGAUGCAAAUCACUCACCAGCGUAACAAUUCCAAAAUCUGUGAUUUCUAUUGGGGAUUUUGCCUUCCACGGAUGCCCUGCCUUGUGA
Messenger RNA from Symbiodinium natans, 786 nucleotides. Lineage: Eukaryota; Dinophyceae; Suessiales; Symbiodiniaceae. The record is from the annotation of a GenBank genome assembly.